AUGUGCUCGCUACCGACUUGCAAACGGUCACCGCAGGAUUUUGUGUUUAAGCAGGAGCUGGGCCGUGGUUCUUACUCAACGGUGUUCAAGGCGAUCGAUAGGAGCGAUGCGGGACGGGUAUACGCUAUCAAGGUUUGCUCGAAGCAGCAUAUCAUCAAGGAGGGCAAAGUGAAGUAUGUGACGAUCGAGAAGAACACGCUGAGUUUGCUCAAGAGAGCUAGACAUCCCGGCAUAGUGAAAUUGCAUUCUACAUUCCAUGACGAGAAGAAUCUUUACUUCGUGCUGGAGUAUGCGGCUGGCGGCGAACUGCUGUCGCUGUUGCAUAGGAUGGGGACGUUUAGCGAGGCUUGGGCUCGACAUUUCAUCUGUCAAUUGAUCGACGCGGUGGAGUUUAUUCAUUCGCAGGGAGUGAUCCACCGAGACUUGAAGCCGGAGAACCUGCUGCUGAGCAGCGAGGGAAGAUUGAUGAUAACGGAUUUUGGCACUGCUACGACGGCAGGCGGUUCGGAGUGCUCUUCGUUUGUCGGGACCGCCGAAUACGUGUGCCCGGAGCUGCUGCUGCAGAACCGGUGCGAUUUCUCGUCAGAUGUCUGGGCAUUGGGCUGUAUGAUUUAUCAAUUUGUACAGGGGAAGCCGCCCUUCAGGGGCGACAAUGAGCUACAGACGUUUGAAAAAACGGUGGCCUUGGAUUAUCCGUGGAACCACCCCAGUACAACCCCCAAGACUGUCAAUCCGUUGAUUGUAAGGCUCACUAGGCGGAUACUUGUGGUAGACCCAGCGUCGCGACCUAGUCUGCCGGAGAUAAAGCUGGACAAAUGGCUUGAGACGGUCGAUUGGGACAACAAGGAGCUGCUUUGGAGGGGCAUAUGGCAAAUUCAACAGCCUGUCUCAAGGCCCAACCGCCAGAUGGUGCUCUGCAACAGACAGUUGCAUGUUAUCGACACUCCACUGCGAAAUAUACCUGUCACGAAGCAAAAGAAGAAAAAGCCAGCAAAGAUUUCCAACACAACAAGCAGCAUUGUGGAAUGGAGGAAGAGGCUAGGAAUUUCAGUGAGCGACUCCCUGGUGCAGCCAGAAAUUACCCCACCGUCACAACCAGUUGCAGCUAGCCGGGCUUCAUCACCAGCAUUUGGAAAACCAACGCCGUCGCUGCCGCGGGUUAAUACUCGUAAUGCUAACGGUACAACUAAAGGUAAAAUUUCCACGCCUCCCAGCAGUGCAUCGCCGAUAGAUAUGCCAGAUAAUAGCAUCGGCGAUGAGAUUUUGGCACAAGAUUCUUUAGUCUUGAAAAAAGGAUGCGUGAACAUCUUCGAAAUUCCGUACCGAUUGGAUGGACCGGACAUGUCACUUAAAACCUAUAGCAAGGUAGAUAAUGAACUGAUUACACAGCUGGUUCUGCGACACGAAUUGGAGCUAAAAUCUCGAGCUCCAAGCUUCUUAACCCUUUUCAAAGAUGGCACCCUAUCCUACAGAUCAGAUAGCAGCUCAAAGCAUAUAAUCAACAUUGGUGAUCCCAACUUAUCGAUGUACGAUUUCGAUUUCAACGAAAAGGAGCGUACAGGCUUCUUAAUCCUAGAGAAAUAUAAAGUCAAAAUAUGGUUUAUUUCGAUUCCAGAUCGACCUGCCUCUAUGGCCCCAGGCACUAGUAAAAAUAGCGACGAAGAGUGGGUUGCAUGUUUCUUCCGAGCAAGGCAAUUGAUGGAAGAACAAAAGGCACUGAAUGACAAGUUCAGGGAAGUUAGCAUAGGCAAGAAAGCCGGCCAAACACAACCAUCGCGUCCCUCAGGUUCUGAGAGGCCCGCCAAGCCGAGAGUUGCUCGUUCGCCAAGAGUGGCCUCUUCACCAGCGUUUGGUUCUUCAGCUUCAACCCAAAGGAAAGCAAGUGUGACACGAUCUCCAAUAACUUCACCAACCCUUGGCCAUUCUCCAACGAUGAAGAAAUACGCUGCACCGCAAAACAUGGUCAUAAGUAGUAGUCGAUAUGAAGUGCUAAACUCGCUAAGGGUCAGCACCGCCAAGGACGACGCCAGUAGCGGUGCAAGCGCAGCAUUUAAAAGUUUACAAAAGAAGUCAUUUGAGUAG
Molecule: messenger RNA, 2082 nt
Organism: Torulaspora globosa
Lineage: Eukaryota; Fungi; Ascomycota; Saccharomycetes; Saccharomycetales; Saccharomycetaceae
Gene: PKH3
Product: protein kinase PKH3
Exons: 1
Coding region: 1-2082 (693 amino acids)
Biological process (GO): peptidyl-serine phosphorylation; intracellular signal transduction
Molecular function (GO): protein serine/threonine kinase activity; ATP binding
Source: RefSeq, a predicted model, not a curated record